AUGUUUCUACCAUCGUACCGAACGGCUGUCACGUAUGCUAUGUGUGCAGCCGUAGCACUGUGCGCCAGUCCAAGCUGUCGGGAGCUACCUCAGGAUCACACUUGGCCAUCGCCUGGCCAGUGGAAUGUUCUCAACAAGGCAGUCAAUGGAAAGCUUGUGUCGACCGUUCCUGAGAACUCAUCGACUUCCGUGCAGAGCGCCUACUUCCAGACAGAAGCGUGCAGCCCCUUCACAGAACGCUCGAAGCCUUGCGAACUCGGAAACUACUCUCCGUACACCAUUACAGUCUCUUCGGCCAAGGACAUCCAGGCCGGUGUUCGAUUCGCUCAGAAGCAAAACAUCCGUUUGGUCAUCAAAAACACGGGUCAUGACUUCAUGGGUAAAAACGUGGGAGCAGGAUCACUUGGACUGUGGACCCACAAACUCAAGUCAGUUGAGGUUAUCAGCAACUACAACAGCACGUACUACAGCGGCCCAGCUGUGAAGAUGGGCGCUGGAGUUGUUGGCGAGGAUGCUCUCCCCGUGGUCUCAAAGGCAGGUCUGCGCAUCGUUUCCGGAAGCUGCCCAACGGUCGGCCUGGACGGUGUCGUGGCUGUUGGUUCUCUCUCUUUUUCAGCGGACGCAAACGAAUCCAACGACACAUUAUGGGCCGGUGUUGAAGCAUGGCUCUCGAACAUACCCGCUCUUGUCGACGGUGGCGCAACAGCCAUUGGCAUCUUGUCACCCACGUCGUUCAGCGUUUCACCUCUCGUACUCCCCGACAGAGACGAGGCCGACGUGCAAGAUCUAAUUGCACCAGUCACGACGAAGCUGGACAGUUUGGGACUCGAAUACUCAGUUAAUGUCACCACCUUUCCCACCUUCAUGGACUUCUACAACAUCUACUUCAUUCCGCCGGAGUGGCAGCUGAUAGACCGAAUCAGCGGUGGGCGCUUCGUCCCUCGGCCCGUUCUACAGAACAACACAGCAGAAUUUGUAUCAGUCCUGCGCGACCUCACAGAAACCACCGACGCAAUGAUUGCGCUAGUUGGGGUCGGCUCUUCAACCCGAGAUGCCAUCGCACCCAACGCCGUGGCCCCACAGUGGCGUGAAGCCAACAUGAACGUCCUCGCGCAGCUACAGUGGCAAUACAACCAACCCUGGAACUUCAACCUGGCUCAAAUCGACGAGAUCAACAACGUCAUCAUACCCAAACUCGAAGCUGUCACACCAGGCGCCGGUUCGUACUUGAACGAGGCCAACUUUGCGAAUCCGACGUGGAAAGAGGACUUCUACGGUGGGAAUUACGACAAGCUGCGCAAGAUCAAGAAGGAGUACGAUCCAGAUGAUCUGUUUUAUGGCCCCACCAUCGUCGGCAGCGAUGCGUGGAAUGUGGCGAGCGAUGGGCGCUUGUGCAGGGCGUAG
Molecule: messenger RNA, 1404 nt
Organism: Alternaria incomplexa
Lineage: Eukaryota; Fungi; Ascomycota; Dothideomycetes; Pleosporales; Pleosporaceae
Exons: 4
Coding region: 1-1404 (467 amino acids)
Molecular function (GO): flavin adenine dinucleotide binding; oxidoreductase activity
Source: RefSeq, a predicted model, not a curated record